Molecule: messenger RNA, 852 nt
Organism: Penicillium griseofulvum
Lineage: Eukaryota; Fungi; Ascomycota; Eurotiomycetes; Eurotiales; Aspergillaceae
Product: chitin synthase export chaperone
Exons: 6
Coding region: 1-852 (283 amino acids)
Biological process (GO): protein folding
Cellular component (GO): endoplasmic reticulum membrane
Source: RefSeq, a predicted model, not a curated record
AUGGGGUCCACUCAAUUCGGGAACUUCCACCUUUUCACCAAUGAAACCGCGACUGCUGCCUUCCACGCGUGCGAUCUGACCGGCAUUCCUCUCAGUGGGGACAGACACCUUCGGAAUUUAGGUUCAAUUCUGUUGGCCUUCAUUGCCAUUGUCUUGACUGUGGGUAUGAUAUGGAGAUCGGACAAGAAGCACGCUGCCGUCGGCCGGAGGGAAAUGCAAUUAUUUUUGCUCGGUUUCAUCAUCAUUGAGAUCUGCGAGAUCUUCACAGUGGGUGGCUUCCCACUGAACGAUGCAGUCCGAAAGGGAUUUUCCGCGGUACAUAUUGCCGCGAUCACUGCUACUUGCUGGGUCCUUCUCUUGAACGCACUCGUAGGCUUCCAGUUGCUUGACGACGGUACAGCAGCUUCUAUCGGUCUCAUCUGCGCAUCUGCUGCCGCCCUCUUUAUCGGGACUGGCUAUAUUGCCUUGGACACCGGAUUCGAUUGGACUGGUCGUUUCCAGUCAAGCCAUGAGCCACCCAAUCGCAAUAUCGCCCUCUAUGUUCUGUACCAGCUUUUCCCACUCGUCUGCCUUGUCUUGUUCUACCUCCUGGAAGCUGUACUAGUGCUCCGGGUCCUGGGCGAGUUCCGGCCAAUGCUGUAUCUCACCGGCGCUGGCUUGUUGUUUGCAAUUGGUCAGAUCUUCAAUUAUGUGAUCAGCACGCAUCUGUGCCAGGCCUCGGAUGGCAAGAUCAAUGGAGCCUUAUUUGAAACUCUCUUCACCCUCCUUUCUGUCUCCGGGGUCUGGGCCUUCUGGAGCAGCAUCACUGAAGAUGACUGGCCUCUACCCGUGGGUGGUGGUGGUUACAACUGA